UCCAUUGGCAACUCCGGGACGCGGAGAGAGGCGCGUUGGCAAAAGUCACAAUAUGGCGGAAGUUGAGGAAAUUCUCGAGAGGAUCGAAGCCCAUGCGAGUGUGAGUGGAACAAUCGUCGCCAAUGCAGAAGGUAUUCCAGUCCGCACAACGUUUGAGAACUCCAAAGCGGCAAAGUAUGCGGGACACCUUCGCCACCUGACCGUGUUGGCCAGAAGCACGGUGCGAGACAUUGACCCUCAGAAUGAUCUCACUGUCCUCCGCAUUGGCACCAAGAACCAAGAGAUCAUGAUUGCACCGGAGAGUGACUCCCUUGUGAUCGUCCUUCAGAGAUGCGAGACAUAAGAGUGAUAUAAUACCAGCAACAUCUACUUCAUUGGUGUGUUUGAUUCCUGCAUGACAAUAAGAGCAUCCAUAUAUCACGGUCAACACUUCAAUGUCAAAUAUAAAGUCUUUACUACUUUA
Molecule: messenger RNA, 463 nt
Organism: Nerophis lumbriciformis (worm pipefish)
Lineage: Eukaryota; Metazoa; Chordata; Actinopteri; Syngnathiformes; Syngnathidae
Product: dynein light chain roadblock-type 2-like
Biological process (GO): microtubule-based movement
Cellular component (GO): cytoplasmic dynein complex
Source: RefSeq, a predicted model, not a curated record